This is a messenger RNA of Xiphophorus couchianus (Monterrey platyfish), 1927 nucleotides long. RefSeq names its product G protein-coupled receptor 25 (gene gpr25). The transcript has a single exon. Gene Ontology annotation, molecular function: C-C chemokine binding; C-C chemokine receptor activity. The coding region runs from base 113 to 1285 and encodes 390 amino acids. Gene Ontology annotation, cellular component: membrane; external side of plasma membrane. The record is from RefSeq and is a predicted model, not a curated record. Gene Ontology annotation, biological process: immune response; G protein-coupled receptor signaling pathway; positive regulation of cytosolic calcium ion concentration. NCBI's taxonomy places the organism in Eukaryota, Metazoa, Chordata, Actinopteri, Cyprinodontiformes, Poeciliidae.
UUGUGGCGCUAAGAGAGGAAGAGAACUGAAAUAGGAUCGCGUUUUUUUCUCUGUGGUUUGUACUCGUAAUAUCGAGUGGCAGCGUGUUCAGAGGGUUAGAUCAGUCACCUCGAUGCAGAGCACAACCUCUCCAUCACCUCUCAGCAUGGGGGACGAAGACUACGCUUCAGAUUAUUAUUACUAUGAAAAUGAGACUAACAUUACUGAGAAUGACACUUAUGAAAAUGGCUGUGGUUUCUCCGCCCUGCCCGGCUCCCACAUUUUCCUGCCCACCAUGUAUUACCUGAUAUUCUUCACUGGAUUCUGGGGCAACAUCUUUGUGAUCGUGGUGGUGGGAAGCAAAGGCAAAAGAGCGGGUCGCCUGGUGGACAUCUUCGUCUUGAACCUGGCCAUGGCUGACCUGGUCUUCGUCCUCACGCUGCCUCUUUGGGCCCUCUCUUCCAGCCAGAAGAACGGCUGGGACUUUGGGUUUCCCAGCGAGUUCCUGUGCAAGCUGAGCAGCUACAUCAUCUCUGUCAACCGCUUCUCCAACAUCUUCUUUCUCACCUGCAUGAGCAUUGACCGCUACCUGGCAAUAGUGAAGAUGAUGGAUUCAAGGUACCUCAGGAGUAGUAAGUGCAUCCGCAUUACUUGUGCUGGGCUCUGGAUCAUCUCUGGCAUCCUUGGCACUCCCUCUCUGAUCUACCGAAAAGUGGCGCCAUCUGCAGGCGGUCAGUCCUGCCUCGAAGAUGAAACUUUGGUGCUCCUGAUCGGGAUGAAUCUGGGCAUGGUGUUCCUCACGUUCAUCUUCCCAGUGCUGAUCAUCAUGGUCUGCUACGGAACCAUCAUCAUGCACCUCAACAGGCACUGCGCCGCUGCUGGGAACGCCCGAGCCGAGGCUCGCCGCAGACACUCACUGAAGAUGGUCCUCUGCAUCAUCGUGGCGUUUGUGGCGACCUGGCUGCCCUACAACACCUUCAAGUCCAUCAAAAUCAUUUUCUAUCUCUCAGAAGGCGAUCUGAGAUGUAAAGCAUGGCUGCACAACGGGUUCCUCAUCUCCUGCUGCUUGGCUUUUCUCAACAGCUGCGUGAACCCGGCCAUCUACUUCUUCUUGGACCACCACUUCAGGCGACGGGUGAAGUUCCUGUUCCAGAGCUGCAUCGGGAAGACAAAGAUGCUGCAGAGCUUCAACUCCUCUGCUUCUGUCACCAACCCCGGCACUUCUGAGACCUAUGCGACAAAUGGUGGGCGAACGCAGAUUCAGAUGUCCCUGCAGGAGGAGAACAAGUCAUUCGUUACCUUCUAAAAGUCCAGUAGAGGUGACGUCAUUGUUUUAUAUUUCAACUAAAAUCUAUCUGACAACCAUACGCAAUUUUAUUCUUUUUGUUAUUUUUAUUUUAGCCUCUGCUAAUUUUCUCCUGUAGAGCCCUGAGGUAUUACAGUAAAACAUUAAAUAACUCAUCUUUUUGUUUGUUUGUUUCUGAAAUACUUGUUUUAUGUUUAAUUGUACAAUUUUUAAAUUCUUUUUUUUUUUCUUUUCUUUUGACUUCCUCAUCUAAGAAAAUGCUGUUAAUACUGCUUAUGCUGGAUGGCAGUGCAUAACUUGGCUGUUUAGUUUUUGCAUGUUGCAUUAUUAUUUUAGCAUUAACAAUACUAACAAUAGUUCCUAAUCAUAACAUUAGCUUCGAAUCAUUAGUAUUUUUAUGUUUUUGGUCAAAACUUUCAAGUUUUGUAUUUUUCUGAUUCAUCUUCUGUUAUAAAACUGUGAGGAUUAAAGUUUUUUAUGCGGGAAAUAAAUGUGUAAGAAAAAAAUAUGUUUUUCCCAAUUUGCAUAUUAACAAGUUCACCCAGAUAAACACUUUUUUAUUAAAUUACAGAGAAACUGACAAGCUCCAGUAAUCCAUGGUUUACACAUCUUAGCUACAUCUGAUGAAUGGUUUGAUUUGUA